GUGGAGAACCUUGGAUACUACUAAUGUAUCCUAAAUUUGCCUUGCAAUUUCAUUAGCUAGCCAAAUCACAUUUGAAUCACUUCAUUACCUCUAUCCCUUCUUCUUGUGUGUCUGUACUUUGUACUUUGUAUGUGUCUAUGUCAAUAGAAACUAUAUGUGAAAUGUGAUAUUGCUUUUCUUGAAUUUGUUUCACUACAACCCACCUGCUCUAUAUUUCAAUUUCCAUGGCUGCUUCUGAUAUGAGGUCCGUCUUCCUCUCUAUUCUACUUCUUGUGUUCCUUACAUCUUCUCAUCCUGUUUUUUCACAUAAUGUAUCUCUCAAAGGGCAAGCUUCAAUCCUAGUUUCUCUCAAACAAGCUUUUGAGUCCUACAAUUCUUCUCUCAAUACCUGGAAUGUAUCAAACUACUUGUCUCUUUGUUCUUGGGCUGGUGUCCUUUGUGACAGCAUGAACAGAUUUGUAGUUUCACUUGACAUAUCCAAUUACAACAUCACUGGCACUCUCUCACCUGCAAUCACAGAACUUCCAAGCCUUGUUAAUCUUUCAGUUGCAGCUAAUAAUUUUGCAGGUUCUCUUCCACCAGAUAUUCACAAGCUAGAAAGACUUCAAUUCCUCAACAUAUCCAUUAAUAUGUUCAGUGGAAACUUAAGCUGGGAGUUCUCUCAGUUGAAAGAGCUUGUUGUGCUAGAUGCUUAUGAUAACAGUUUUAAUUGCUCACUUCCUUUGGGUGUCAGUGAACUUCCCAAGCUCCAGUACUUGGACUUUGGCGGGAAUUUCUUCACUGGGAAUAUCCCUUCAAGCUAUGGAGAUAUGAAGCAGCUCAACUAUCUUUCACUUGCAGGAAACUCAUUGGAUGGUUUUAUACCGAGCGAACUUGGUAAUCUUACUAAUCUCAAGCAGCUUCGCUUAGGAUACUACAACGAAUUUGAUGGCGGUAUCCCUCCAGAGAUUGGUAAGCUUAUCAAUCUCUCUCAUUUAGACCUCGCAAGUUGUGGCUUGGAAGGUCCAAUUCCUGCAGAGUUAGGCAAUCUAAACAAGUUAGACACUGUCUUCAUGCAAACAAAUCAGCUUAGCGGUUGGCUUCCUCCUCAACUCGGCAAUUUGAGUAGUCUCAAAACUCUUGAUCUUUCAAAUAAUGUGCUAACAGGAGCUAUCCCAGUUGAGCUGUCAGGACUCAAAGAGCUUACCCUCUUGAACCUGUUCAUCAACAAAUUGCAUGGGGAGAUCCCUCAGUUCAUUGCAGAGCUACCCAAGUUAGAAGUUUUAAAGCUGUGGCAGAAUAACUUCACUGGAGCCAUUCCUUCAAAGCUUGGUCAGAAUGGUAGACUAAUUGAUCUUGAUUUGUCCACUAAUAAGCUCACUGGAUUGGUCCCCAAGUCUCUAUGCUUUGGAAGGAAUUUGAAGACCUUGAUUUUACAAUACAAUUUUCUGUUUGGGGCUCUGCCUAAUGAUCUUGGUCAAUGCGACACACUCAACAAAGUUAGACUAGGGCAUAAUUAUUUGACUGGGUCAAUACCACUUGGCUUUCUUCACUUGCCUGAGCUAUCACUCAUGGAGUUACAAAACAACUAUCUUAGUGGGCAACUUCCUCAAGACACAAGCAAGGUACCCUCAAAACUAGUCCAGCUAAAUCUUUCAAAUAAUCGUUUGUCGGGGUCUCUUCCUACUUCUAUUGCAAAUUUCCCCAGCUUGCAGAUUCUUCUACUAAAUGGAAACCAAUUCACAGGAGAAAUUCCAUCAGACAUAGGCCAGUUGAAAAAAGUCCUAACUUUUGAUAUGAGUAGAAACAACAUUUCAGGCAGAAUCCCUCCUGAGAUUGGUAAUUGUAUCUUGCUCACUUAUUUAGAUUUGAGUCAAAACCAACUCUCAGGCCCAAUCCCAGUCCAAACUUCUCAAAUUCACAUGCUAAAUUAUCUCAAUGUCUCAUGGAACCAACUUAACCAGAGCCUUCCAAAGGAAAUUGGGUCCAUGAAGAGCUUAACUUCUGCAGAUUUCUCCCACAAUAACUUCUCUGGUCCAAUACCCGUAACUGGCCAAUAUUCACUAUUCAACUCUACAUCCUUUUCGGGUAACCCUCAGCUCUGUGGUUCUUACUUGAGUCCAUGCAACUAUUCAUCAAUCUCACCAUUAGAAUCACACAACCAUAAAGGCAUCAAGGCUCAAGUUUCAGGCAAGUUCAAGCUUAUAUUUGCUUUGGCACUCUUAUUGUGCUCAUUAGUAUUUGUUAUUCUAGCAAUCAUCAAGACCAGAAAGGUAAGAAGGAAUUCAAAUCUGUGGAAGCUCACAGCAUUCCAGAAGCUAGAGUUUGGAAGUGAAGACAUAUUAGAAUGCAUAAAGGACAACAACAUUAUAGGAAGAGGUGGAGCUGGGAUUGUAUAUAGAGGAACAAUGCCAAAUGGGGAGCAAGUAGCUGUGAAGAAGCUGUUGGGAAUAAGCAAAGGCUCUUCCCAUGAUAAUGGCCUUUCUGCAGAAAUACGCACACUUGGCAAAAUUCGUCACAGAAACAUUGUGAGGUUGCUGGCAUUUUGUUCAAAUAAAGAGACCAAUUUUCUUGUUUAUGAGUACAUGCCAAAUGGUAGUCUUGGUGAAGUUCUACAUGGGAAGAGAGGUGGUUUUCUCAAGUGGGCUACAAGGCUCAAAAUUGCCAUUGAAGCAGCUAAAGGCCUUUGUUACUUGCACCAUGAUUGUUCACCUCUAAUACUUCAUCGUGAUGUCAAGUCCAAUAACAUUUUACUUAACUCUGAUUUCGAGGCUCAUGUAGCAGAUUUUGGACUUGCCAAGUUCUUACAAGAUACAGGAACAUCAGAGUGCAUGUCUGCAAUUGCAGGAUCUUACGGCUAUAUAGCUCCAGAGUAUGCAUACACAUUGAGAGUUGAUGAGAAAAGUGAUGUCUAUAGCUUUGGAGUAGUACUGCUAGAACUCAUAACUGGGCGAAGGCCUGUUGGUAACUUUGGGGAAGAAGGGAUAGACAUUGUUCAAUGGACCAAGAUACAAACUAAUUCAAGCAAAGAAAGAGUGGUGAAAAUCCUGGAUGAAAGGUUGGGUGAUAUUCCUCUUGAUGAAGCAAUGCAGGUCUACUUUGUUGCAAUGUUAUGUGUUCAAGAGCACAGUGUGGAACGCCCCACAAUGAGAGAUGUUGUUCAAAUGCUUGCAGAAGCUAAACAACCUAAUACAUUUCAAAUGCAAUGAGAAACACAAACAAUGAUCCAAAAAAAAAUUGUCAAACAUGAUGGAUAUAUGACUUGUUAAAUGCACUAGUCCAGAGAUAUAAUUGCAGGCAAUAUAUAGUAGUGCUUUCUUUUUUGGUUUUUAUUUUUUUUUUUUUUUGGGGGGGUUUGGUAGCAUAUAUGCUCUAUAUUGUUGCUUCAUGUAGUUAGAUUUGAGGGGUUUUGUGGUCAAUUGAGUGCAAGUAAACGUGAACAGGGAGAGGUACUGAAAAAGUAAUUCUGUAAUUGUAAUAGUUGGCUGUAUUAUUGUGUCAUCAUUUAGAUGGAAUCACCAAAGGAUGUGAGGUUGCUUUUAUUA
Molecule: messenger RNA, 3524 nt
Organism: Quercus lobata
Lineage: Eukaryota; Viridiplantae; Streptophyta; Magnoliopsida; Fagales; Fagaceae
Gene: BAM3
Product: Leucine-rich receptor-like protein kinase family protein
Exons: 2
Coding region: 225-3188 (987 amino acids)
Biological process (GO): protein phosphorylation
Molecular function (GO): protein kinase activity; ATP binding; protein binding
Source: RefSeq, a predicted model, not a curated record